Molecule: messenger RNA, 585 nt
Organism: Nymphaea colorata (pocket water lily)
Lineage: Eukaryota; Viridiplantae; Streptophyta; Magnoliopsida; Nymphaeales; Nymphaeaceae
Product: lipase
Exons: 2
Coding region: 1-585 (194 amino acids)
Biological process (GO): lipid metabolic process
Source: RefSeq, a predicted model, not a curated record
AUGGCCUACAUGUCCGCCAUCGCUUAUGAGAGCGUCCUCAACGUUCAAGCAUGGAACUGCAAACUGUGCCAAGAAUACAAAAUCAACCUUCCCAAGCCAUUCGUCAACCUCACCAGUGGAGUUCGAGGCUUUACCGUCUUGAGCCAAAUCGAGAGCCUUCAUAGGAUCUACCGCAACGCUGGCAUCUAUAUCACUGGACACGGCCUUGGAGGUGCAUUCGCCAUUCUUGCUGCCACUGACAUCAAGAGUCUUUACCAGAGCGCUGAUGCUGUCUACACCUUCGGACAGCCAAGAGUAGGAAACGAGCAAUUCGCAAGUUACUAUGCUAAGACCCUUCCUGAGACUUAUCGAGUAAUCAACUUUGCCGACAUUGUCCCCCACCUUCCUGCAACAUCAGCAGGAUAUCUGCAUUCCAGUUUUGAAGAGUGGUAUCAAACUGGCAUGAAGACUUACAAGACCUGCGAAGGUGAAAGCCCAAACUGUUCUAACACAGUCCUUCCCCAAUCUUGGAGCAUAAGUGACAACAACAUUAACAACUACAUCACUAUUAGCACUGACCCAUCUCAGUUGACCCAAGAUGAUUGA